AAUAGGUAAACAACAUUUUGUGCGAUCGUGAGAAAAUAAAUUUGAAAAUUGAACAGCUGAUUUGGACUUUCGGAAAUGUCCCCCAUCUCGAUGUUGUGGGAAAAGUGCAUUCCUUUGAUUGCAAGGAAAUGAAUUAUUUUGUUGCUGGCUACCAGCAUCAUAUACUGUAUAUGAAGUGGUACUACAGAGGUGCUGCUUAAACUCAGUUUCACUGUGCUUGCUGUGAAUUAAGGGUUCUAAAGUUCUAGUUCACUUUGAAGGCAUACAAUGAUGAGCUUGCAGGUCAUCAUUGACCCACAUUUAAGCAGUCUGUCUACGCGUACAUGUAUCAAGCAUGAGGCCCUUGAUAUGUCCAAGGAAUAAAUUAACACCUACAGUACAAGCUUCACAAAAGUGUAAUCAGAUCUACUUGAAGCUGUGCAGAUGAAAUACAUUUACUAUGAGAAUUUGAAAAGCAGUGCUCUAAGUAUGCACUAGGCGUCUUCAAUUGAAUACAGAGCAGUCUGUUUGCAUGAGGUACAUGUUAUCAUCAAGAGGAUCUCUGGCUUGUUUAGAUACACAGUGAUAUCAUCAUGGAUUGAUCUCCAGUGAAGGCUAUACCGGAACAUGAAUGUACAAUUUGAUGUUGCUAGACUACAGAUCGAUGUACACCAUGGAAUCCCAGACCAAGCCCAUUUAGUGUGGAUAGAGUAUUUAAUAUUUGCAUUUAGUAUUCGAGCCAUCUGCAGCUGUUGAUGUGAGCGCGUGAAGUAUAUAAACUUUUUCAAGAGACAUUACGAGUCAAAGACAGGAGUGAACUAUUGUCUAGGGUGUUGGGGUUACUAUGGCGACCAGCGGUAACCAGAAGAUGCCUGUUCGUGACAACCUCAAUGACGCCAUCUCUCAUUUUCAACAACAGAUUGGUGCUUAUGACAAGGAACUAUGGGAGGAACAUGUAGAACAGAAGGAAUCACAGGGUCUUGGAGUGGAUACCAGUGGUGCCCAGCUGAAGACUGGCAGAGUCAAAACAGAGUUGAUUGAUGUUGAUUUAGUGAGAGGUUCAACGUUUACCAAAGCCAAACCAGAUCAUGCCUGGCUUGCCACAACAUGGAAGGGUCUCCUUCGAGUCUUCUUCUUUCCUUUCUAUUUCACAUGGUGGAGGCAACAGUUAUCAGCAAGCACAUUCUAUUCAACGCUAUUCCUCUACUUUCUACAACUUGUGUGUGUAGCAAUUUUCUAUGUUUUUCAACCAAGCACGGAGCACCAGGCAAUCUAUGCGUUUGAAAUCAUUGGUCCCAUCCUAUUGAUGCUGGUGCUGGGUACCACAUAUACUCAGGUUGUCUCUACAAAUGCCAAGACAAAGUCUUUGUUAAGAAGGUCAUCUAGAAGAAACUUGCAUCGAUCACACAGUUCACACGCAAAGGGUAGCAGCAGUAAAACAGCCAUAAACCGAACAUCACCCAAAAAGACAAGGGAGAGUCGUGACAGAGCGAAGGCUACUUCACCCAAACGAAAACCAACACAGAAAACUGUGCGUGGGUCCAAAGACAGCAGUCCUUCUCCCAACUCAGACAGUGCAGACAACGGCACAUCCAAUGUCGUUGAAAAGUUGAACCUGUUGAGCGGUGUGGUUCUACAGAAUGAGGAAAACACAGAGAAGGAAGAUAAGGAUGGUCAUACUGAGUACGUUCCAUUGGAGGACGGGGAGGAGAUAUCUGGAUGUGCCGAUGAGGCUUUCACUCUUCUCAACACCCCCGUGGGUGAAAUGGAAGUGGCCGGAGAUCUGGUGUGUGUGGAGGGCCUGACCAGUGAAUCAGGGGGAUCCCCUACCUCCAUGUUGGAUAGAGAACUAGAGAGUAUCAUCAAGGCAUCACACAGACAAAAUCACACUACAGAAGCAUACAGCAGGAGGCGGCAGAAAGAAUCCCUCUCUCCCAAAAGCCUGGCACAGAAGCCUAGCAACGGUCCCUUGAACAAGGCUCCUAGAUCAUGUCUCUCAUCUAGAGAUCUCAGAGAAUCCAGAAAGAAUAGAUUGACAAGAGUAUCAAUACUAGAAAAUGCAAGAAAGUUUUCACCAGUUGAAGAGGAGAGCCCACAGGAGAUCCUGCAGCACAUGUCGGACAGCGAGGGGACACCUUCAGACAGCACCCCAGCCAGCCUGACCCUGGAACAGGACCCCCUACCCCACCCCAAGGGGACGAGGACUGCUUCUAGGAAGGGUCGAAGGUCAAGGGUGAAAAAGCCGGAUGGGUCACAGGAUUCAGAAGGGGAUACCUCACCAGAUAUGAGGAUGGAAAGCGAGCAAUACUUCCAGCCGAUAUCCCGACCACUUGACUCUGACCUAGAUGAAGCCAGCUGGGAGGAGACUGGAGCAGAUGGCUCCAGCUUCAGCAGCGACUCUGCCAACUCCUCUGAUACCGGCUCCUCCACCUCGGAGGAAGGAGACGAGGAGGAGGCGGCGAGGGAGCAGGAGUGGGAUGGAAGGGGAACGGGAGCAGCGCUUCACUUCGAGGAUCCCUUCAAGCUGAUACACAGUGCGGUCAGCUCCAGUAGUAUCUCUAGCAGCGGAAUCAAAAAGGUUCGUGUACGUAUCUUUGAAGACAACGUGUGUAAGAAGACAGACAUGACUGUUCUUCAGAUCAGUUGUGCAAUCAAUACCAAGGUUCAUUCCAUACAGGCCAGCACUGACUACAUCAAGCUGGGCUUCUUGUGUUCUUUCAUUCUUGCCAUUAUACCAUUCACAUACAGGAUUCACAUAACCCACCACCAAGGAGACAGUCAGGUUACAUGGUUCUCUCCUGAGCUUCCAAUGAUGGCCGUAGAUACAUUAUCCCACAUGCACUGGGCUUCUAUCGCUGUCAUGGUAUUUACAUCGUUUGAGAGGUUCUACCUGAGCUCACUCCUCUUCUUUCUCCUCGCCGUAGCGGAAAGAACGUAUAAGCAGCGCUGUCUCUUUGCAAAGUAUUUCUCGCACCUGACAUCAGCUCGUAGAUCAAGACAAUCAUCCCUUCCUCACUUCAGACUAGACAGAGUUAGUAACAUCAAGGCAUGGCUCUCUCUCAGAUCCUUUCUUAAGAAACGAGGUCCCCAGCGAUCAGUGAAUGUCAUAGUAUCAUCGGCUUGUCUCCUCACUCUCAUGUUGGUCUCUAUUCUGUGUACAGAGCUCCUUCAGCGGAGUAUGAGCUUCUUGGGUGAGCUGUAUAACUGGGAGGUGGUCGCUUGGACGUUCUGUCUUAGUCCAUUCCUCCUGCGCUUCAUCACACUGGGCUCAGAAAUCAACAAGAAGUUCAGAAACACUUCAGUCCUUCUAACAGAGCAGAUCAACCUGUACUUAAAUAUGGAGAGGAAACCUCAGAAGAAAGAUAACCUCUUGCUUGCCAACAAUGUACUUAAUCUUGCCUCAAAGCUGCUCAAGGAUGUGGAUUCUACAAAGGAGGUAGAGACACCCUUCAAGCUGUCUGGUCUAUCCAUGAACCCGGUCCUCUAUAACAUCACUCGGGUCCUGGUCCUGUCUGCAUUCUCAGGAGUCCUUACAGAACUUUUGGGAUUCAAAUUGAAGUUAUGGAAAAUCAAGGCCUGAUCUCAAGCAGAUGGGCCAUUUCACUAUGAUCGUGCAGUUUGAUGGAGAGAGUGCUGUAAAAGAAGAUGAGCAUCCAUCAUCAAUACUUCUACUGGGGAUCUCCAUGAUGCUUGCCAUGGCAAGGCCCCUAUCAGCCAAAGAGAGCUUCUAUCUGUGCAUCAUGUUGAAAAUUAGAUUCACAAAGGUGCAUCGCCAAAAGAUGUGAGAGGCCAGAAUAUUUGUGCUUGGGUAUGGUCGUGCUUAUAUGUGUUGUCCAUUUGCUGAUGCUUAAAAGGGAAUUGAAUAUGCAGAUGUAAAUGUAAAACUGUAGACCUUCAUCAUGAAGUUUUGGUUGAGCCUUGAUGUGUAAGGAGCUAAUCCUUCUGAGAACUGCUAGCAAACUGACCCAGCCUAGGUCUUGAACCAACAACACCCUGUGCCAUAAUGACUGAAAUGUUUUAUCCUUCAUAGUACUGCUAACUGUUAUCUUUGUACAACGCCAGACAAUCAGAGCGUUUAUAUCCUAACAGCCCUCGAUGUACCUUACAAGUAAUUUCAAAGUAUUUAAAUCAAUUACAAGACUGAAAUCACCAUUCCUGAAUUCUUUGAAUAUAGUGACCAAUUAUCUGAUGUUGAAGGUUAUAUCAUUAUCAUUGGUAUACCUGAGAAUGAUUUUUCCCCUUUACUUUCUGCAAUUGUGCAGUUGAGAUUCAUGUACUUAAUAUUAGCGUUUCUCCAUGAGCUGAUCCUAAUCCUUAAUAAAGGAUUUUGCUUUACUGAAUCUACACCCAGUUAUUUCUUAUGAAAGAGUGUUUAUUUAUUUUUUUAAAUUUUAAAUGAAGGAGUCAAUUAAUUACAUUCCAAAAGCAAUGAAAUGCGAUUGCUGUGUUAGUUCACAGUUGCAAUGGUUUUUGUUUUGCUGGUAGUGUUUAUGCUCUUUAUUCUUUCAUGUGGUGCUUGUGUGAGAAAGAAAUAUUUCAGCCAAUGAUUAAUAUUUUGUUGUUUUGUUGUCAUCAUUGAGGUGGUACUUGUUACAAUAUUGCCAGGGUAUUUUCUUAAUGGAAUACUUUUUAAUUUUUUUUUUUUAUCUUAACUGAUUUUAUGUCACAAACUAUAAAAGUCUCUAAAUGAAAACAUUUUCUGUAAUGUUUUGUUGUAAAUACUGUCUGUGUAUUCUUUCAAAAGGAAUGAGAACAUUAUUUGAUCCAAGGUUUACACUGAAUUAUGAUGACAUUGGCGGUUAUUAUGUGCAAGAUCAUGUUUUUAUUAUUCCAAAUCAUACUGUGAACGUAUGUGGGUUACGUUUUGUUUCUUUGUUAUCUAUGCAUUUGUAAUCUUUUUUACAUUAGGAAUAAGAAACUAAUGUUAGCUUUUCAAGCUCUUUCUAAAGUAUGUAGAGUUAUGAUAAAAAUUUGUUCUUGUACAAAUAAUUUACAAAUUUCCAUAAAUGAUUGAUUUAUUUACUACAUUAGAAUUGUCUUCAUUUGAAUGAAGUUAACCGUUAUCUUAUGUUUUGUUUUUAGUUUCUUUUAACGCUUUGAUGUGAUGUCCAUGUUGUCAAAUGUGCAGUAUUAUUCAAGAAGUACUAUGAUUUGUUUUAACCAUUUUGAUAUUUCAAAGGAGCAAAGUACCGGUAGAUAUUUUGACUGUCAACAAAAUGUUUUAACACUUAAUUUAUUUUUUAGAAUUAUUUUAUACCACAAGAAUGUCCAGUUACUGUUGUUUACAUUGCAUCAUGUACUACUUCACUUUUAAUGUCCAUGUAGCACACAAUUUAUUAAUGGUUAGCAGCACUGUGAUGCAAGUUUGAACGUAAUCAGUUACAAAUUACAAAAAUGGAAAUAUACUUGUAGAAAUUAAAAUGUACUUUUGAAGUACUUAAAGAGUGCUUGGUGAUUUGCACUAUAGCGCUGAUAAAGUCAUUAUGGGUCAUUUUCCCAUUGAUAUUAGAAAAAAUUGGGAUAAAAAUAAUCAUAUCUGUUUCUUUAUAACAUUUUACUGCUAACAUGUUGGCAUCUAAUUUAUUUUUAAGUUUAUUAACCCUUUCAGGAAUAAGAAAGUUUUCUUGAUGCAUAGUGCAAUUUUCUUUUCUAACAUUUUCCCCAUGUCUGACUUUGUGUUAAUUGGGUAAGCUCAAAGUGAUGUACAGUACAUCUUGCCAUGGGUCCUACAGUUCAGAUUAAUAUAACUUUAUAAUUGCGCUUACCUUAACCCCACAGUCGCUCUAAAAAUCCAUGUUUGUCAAUGCUAAUGUGACAUUGAAAUCCUUUUUAUGAUAUGAAAGCUUUAAUCAGUUGAUGUGAAGUAGCUUGUUAACUUGUUAUUUUCUAGAACUCUCAGUAGCAACAUUCCUGCUUUCAAGAGUGAUUUCAUUCCAUGUUUAUUUCUUUAAAAAAAUAUACAAUGAUGUAUAUACACAUACUUAACUGUUGAUAUAUGUAUAUAGCGAAUAGUAAAUGGGUGCAAUAUUGUUCUCACUUUUCAGAAUUCCUGAUGUAUGACGUUCGUUUGUUUGUACUGCUUUUUAUCACUGUAAUAUUGGGAAAUGUGUGAUUUGAUGACCAUGAAUUUGUAAAGUCUGUAUUAAUGAGUGUAACAACAAAACAGUGUGGAGAAUCCACAAAAGCAAAUAAAAUUGUUCCUGUAUUUGUGAAUUUUUUCCUGA
Strongylocentrotus purpuratus (purple sea urchin) is the source of this 6203-nucleotide messenger RNA. RefSeq names its product putative homeodomain transcription factor 2. The transcript is spliced from 20 exons. Gene Ontology annotation, cellular component: endoplasmic reticulum. Lineage: Eukaryota; Metazoa; Echinodermata; Echinoidea; Camarodonta; Strongylocentrotidae. The record is from RefSeq and is a predicted model, not a curated record. The coding region runs from base 824 to 3559 and encodes 911 amino acids.